GGAGGAAGAAGGCAGCGGUAUAAAGUUGCGCUCCUCUCAAGGCACACACAUCAGGCCAUUUGAAUGCGACACCACCCCUUCCCUUCCCUUCCCUUCACCUCGCUCAGCUAGUCAGGGACAGCCUUGCUCAUCAAUCCUGCUCGGGAGGUAGCUGCCCCUCCGGUGCCCCGGCGUGCGGCGAGCCGGCGACCCAAGCUGCACGAGAACCAGUCGACUGUCUUCUGUCUGACAAAACAGAUCAUGCCUUGCGCUACUGAGCUCGUCGAUGGCAAGGGCGGUGCGAUCAAGGUGGGCACAACAGGCACCAUCGGCUCACUGAUGACAAGAGAACUGGACGCCAUCAAGGUCGAGCCACAAGCAACUGCCACCCCGCGUCUGAGGCGCCAAGGAUGCCCGGUCUCAGUGUCCUGCGGAGCCACCCCCCGGAAGGUCGCCCUGAGGAAGAGCUCAUCAGACGUCUCCAGCAGCAGCAAUGGCAACAGAACUGACCGUGUGAGCGCUGAAGAGGCCUGCAAGUCGAGGAGGGCCUCGCGGAGAAACACAUUCAACUCCCCGAUGCUGCGCUCUGAUUGCGCCCUCGUGGACCGGAGCCCAAACACUGGUAAGACAAAGAAGAAGGGCAGUGUGUACGGUGUCGAGGUGGUGGACGUCAAGUGUGGUAACCCGAUGAGCAGCCGGCUCAGGAAGCUCGGCUUCUCCAAGCUGUCGGAGACGUUUGCCUAGCUUUGGUGGAGUUCGGGAAGGACCAUCGCCAUUCGCCAACAUCUGAAUUGAAGGAUGGCUGCUGCCCUUUCCCUCAGGGCGUCUUAGGCUUUAGAGGGCAUUGCCAUGUGCCAGAUUUAGUGCAGCCAGCAAUCAUCCACCUGACACCAUCCAUUUCAUCCUUGUACGUUGCCAAUGCAGUUUGCAUCUAGUAGUCACUUUUUUCCUAGCUGUUUUUCCCCUGUGGAAACUGCCCCUGUGCUCUGUGUAUGGCAUGUUGUUUCAUGAAAAGCAAAUUCCCAUCAGACACAAGAUCAUGAUGGAUGAUGAGUUUUUGCGUC
Messenger RNA from Panicum virgatum (switchgrass), 1043 nucleotides. RefSeq lists its product as uncharacterized. Lineage: Eukaryota; Viridiplantae; Streptophyta; Magnoliopsida; Poales; Poaceae. Bases 241 to 723 code for a protein of 160 amino acids. The transcript is spliced from 2 exons. The record is from RefSeq and is a predicted model, not a curated record.